Molecule: messenger RNA, 2352 nt
Organism: Cervus elaphus (red deer)
Lineage: Eukaryota; Metazoa; Chordata; Mammalia; Artiodactyla; Cervidae
Product: myeloid-associated differentiation marker-like
Exons: 3
Coding region: 203-1189 (328 amino acids)
Cellular component (GO): cell-cell junction; plasma membrane
Source: RefSeq, a predicted model, not a curated record
GAGAAGGAAACUGGCCUCUGAAGGAGCACCGACGUCUUAAUGAUUGUGAAGAACAUUGGUUCCUGCAUGGAUCUCUAAAUUAUUCCAGUAUUUUGCAGUUAGAGCUCUUCUGGCAAGAUCUGAUCUGGAUCUUUCUCUGGUGAGACCUAAGUGAAGACCACUCCAUACUGGUGACUCUAACCUGCCGGACCUUCACAACAGCAUGUCCACCAGGAGGAUAAUCCCACACGUAUAUGAUGUGGACUCCCUGUGCUACUUCCUCCGCUUCCCGCAGACGAUCUCCAUGUGUAUUGCCUUCUCCCUGGUGGCCAGCAUGGGCCACGAGAGGGGGGCUAUAGGUGACUGGUGCCUAGCCAUCUGGUGCCUCUGUUUCAUCAUGACCUUCUUCAUGUCUAUGUUCGAGUACCUUUUCUAUAGGGACAACUUUCCUUUUUUCUGGUACAAAUUACCCAUCACCUAUGCCUGCUAUGCGGCCCUCCUCUGCCUCUCGACCUCCAUCAUCUACCCCGUCUUCUACGUCCAGUACCUGCCUCAUGGUCCUUCCCGAGACCGGGCCAUCGCUGCGUCUGCGUUCUCCUGCAUCUCCUGUGUGCUCUAUGCCACAGAUGUGGCCUACACAUGGAAACACUACGGGUUCAAGGGCAUCCCCUGCUAUGUGCUCACAUUACCAGGCCUGCUGAAGAUUCUGGAGAGCUUUGUGGCCUGUGUCAUCUUCGUCUUCCUCAGCAACACCUCCCUGUACCUGCACCAGCCGGCCCUGGAGUGGUGCGUGGCCGUGUACUCCAUCUGCUUCGUCCAGGUAGCCGUGGCCAUGCUGCUGCGGCUGGGUGGCUGGGAGAACAGACUGCCCCUUCCGCUCCCCAUUUUCCAUCUGGGGCUGACCGUGCUCUCAGUCCUCCUCUAUGUCAGCGCUCUGGUCCUCUGGCCACUCUACCAGUUUGACGAGAAGUUAGGUGGACAACCCCACUGGGACAGCGAUAUGAGCUGUGUUGUUGAGCUCAUCGACUAUGGCUGCGUCUGGGAGCAGCGACUGGCUGUGGCCGUCCUGACAGCCAUCAACCUGCUGAUCUACGUGGCCGACCUGGUGUACUGGACUCGCCAGGUUUCUGUAGGGACUGAGCACCAGCCCAGUACCCCUUCUCCCCUCCACUCACAGGAUGUGUCUUUACAGAGCUCUGCUGUCCCCUGAUGCCCUCUUCCUGGCUCCCUCUCUCCCUCCUCACAUCCUUCCCAUUCAUCUCGCUCACUUUUCUGUUUUCUUCCCUCCAUCUGUUCUGUCUCCUUCCUAUUGUCCUUGGUUGCCCAUGUCCUGUUUUGCUUCUUUCUCUUGCUUCUCUCAUCGUUUCUACAUUUUCUGCUUUUUACCCCUGUUCUGGUCAUCCUUGGUUUUCUCAUCUCCUGUGUCAUGACCACCUCUCCCCAUUUUCCUUCUCCUGAUCCAUCAGGACCUGAGACUCUUUCCUUCUCUGUCCACCGCCGUCUCCCACCUCAUAAGGUUCUGACUUCACAGCAUACAGCCCUCUGUGCAGCUGUUCACACCCUGGGCCUCCGGAGGGGCCUCAUUGCCAAAGCGUGUCUGUCCCCCCUGGGAGUGCCUUAGUUGUUGUGUGUUUCUGGGUUUGGGACUGAGGGUGGGUAGCAAGGCAUCGGGCCUCAUUUCUCCCAAUAGAAGGGAGUGUAUAGAGGCACCUCGCCUUGAAGUAAGGAAAAAAAAAUUCUGGAGGUCACUGAUUCCCAGUGGGCGAGAGUCCUAAAGCAGAGAUUUUGGAUCCCUGGGCCCCACCUGAUGCUCAGCCUCACCUGAGAUUGGUUCCAGAAUUCUUCCUAGCUUACUAAACACUGGCUGCCUAGAGGGCAUCAUAAAGGAAUUUAGGAUGGCUUCCACCCCCAACCAAUCUCUGAAGAAUCAAAAAAGGAGCUGGUGAAGAACCCUAGGGACUUGGAGAUACCUGUCUGCAGUGUGGUGAGGGGCAGCGACGUGGCCCUCCCGCCUCAGUGAUCAGAACAGCAGGUCCUGCCUCUGCAGGGAGAAGAGCAUGGCCACUGCAGCCUUAAAGCUGAUGUUAGCUUGAGAUUCAUUUAUUUAUUUAUUUAUUUUUGUAUCUUUUGGUCUGGAGGCCAAAAAUUAUUGGGUGACUUGUUCUUAAAGAGACAGUUUCUUUUCAGAAUUUCUUGGGCACGUGGUUUGGGGGUGGGGUGGGGUGGAGUGGUUGUUGCUGCUUCCAUCAUCAAAGGAAUUGCAUUGCUUGAGUGUGAGGUGACACGUAUGUUGUUUCUGUGUACCUGUUGCUUUCUGCUGCUGCUUCCUGAGUUUCUGGAAUCAGGUAAAAUAAGUAUAUAAUUAAAAAUUUU